Copidosoma floridanum is the source of this 1522-nucleotide messenger RNA. It is a transcript of the gene Bet5, whose product is annotated as blocked early in transport 5. NCBI's taxonomy places the organism in Eukaryota, Metazoa, Arthropoda, Insecta, Hymenoptera, Encyrtidae. Gene Ontology annotation, cellular component: TRAPP complex. The record is from RefSeq and is a predicted model, not a curated record. Gene Ontology annotation, biological process: endoplasmic reticulum to Golgi vesicle-mediated transport.
GCUGACGGACAGACGCGGCGGAGUUCACGAAAAGUAUAUAUGGAUUUAUGGAUUCAGGAUUCAGUGGACCUUCGUGUCAAAUGUAUGUCAUUUUAUCAGUGACAUAAAUUUAUCCUUAAGUACAGUUAUGAAACAAAAAUAUAGUUUAUUUUUACAUACAAACACACUGGAGGCCAGGCUUAGUUACUUCUGACCGUGAAAUCUGGCUGUGCCCACUUCUUUAAACACACAUGUGUGUCAAAAGUUCAUAAAUUGAAGUGAAAUAUUUAUAAUUGGUCUGCUGCUUUGGAUAUAGAAUGACGAUUCAUAAUUUGUAUGUUUUCUCAAAAAAUGGCACUCUUUUGUUUUAUGAGGAAUGGAAUAGGCUGAACAAAUCCGGUAUGACCAAGGAAGAGGAAGCAAAAUUAAUGUAUGGUAUGUUAUUUUCCAUCAAGUCAUUUGUCAGUAAAAUUUCUCCGCUUGAUUCCAAAGAGGGUUUUCUGUCUUAUAAAACAAGCAAAUAUACACUUCACUACUUUGAAACUUCAUCAGGGCUGAAAUUUGUUUUAAACACUGAUAAUGUGGCUCAAAAUGUUAGAGAAUUGUUACAAAGAUUGUACAGUCAAGUGUACAUCGAGUAUGUUGUGAAAAAUCCGCUUUGUCAACCAAAUGAACCGAUCCAGAGUGAAUUGUUUAAAAUAAAGGUAGAUGAACUCAUGAAAAAGUCUCCUUCGUUUUUGUGUAGAUCAUUAUAAUAUAUAUUAGAUUAAUAAAAAAUGCAUUAUUUGUUAUUUUCUUACAUAAACCCUGUACGUGUCAAAAAAAUUAUUUUGUUUUUACAACAUGGCAUAUUUAUAUUUAAUAUAACUUAUUUAAAUAAUUUACAUUAGUAAUAACAUUAAAUCUAUAUGCGAUCUAUAUUUCCAAUGUUUUUUCACUGAUCGUAAGAGUGAAAAAAGACGGCAGUUUAUAUUUCCUUUUAAUCAAUGUAACAAAAUAUUCUGGUGUUGAAUGAUUUUUGUUAACGUCAAACAGUUUUUCACAUUGUUGAUGUGAAAAUUAUCGUUGUUUCUUUUUUUUUUUUUUUUUCAUAUUCACUCAUUGGAGUUUGAACAAGUUAUGCUUUGAUUUUACUCAAGCACUUCAACGUUUAUCAUGUAAUUUAAUACUUCUUUUCAUCCGUAAUUAAAAGCUAUACAUUGUUUUUACUCACAGGGCUGAAGAACUCGUAGUAAUUAUACAAUAUCUCUGGUCAGAAGUCAGAGAAAGUCUCAGUAAAUUUUUUUUGCAUUAUAUUUAAAUCAACUUUUCUAAAAAGAAUAAAAAAGCGUUCAAUCUUAUAAUUAACUUUAUACUGAUAUUAAAAUUCGCCAACGACAUAUUUUUUCGUGUUCAAUAAUUCAUACUCCUGAUCAUCACACAAGUUGUGUUAUUAUAAAAUGCGAAUCUCACUUUGAACUGCGGUAUCAUGUAUUCAUACAAAUAAAUGUACGGCUACUUAUGCACGAGACCACAAACAUUAUAAAGGCUUUAACUAACUAUA